UAUUCUGAAAAACUUCUGUUAUUCCACAGAAAAUCUUCCUUCUUCAUGUAACGAGUUUUUUUUUUAUGCAAAUAAUCAUGACGAUCCAAUUAAUAUGCAGAUUACUUUAUGGCGUCAUCUGGCGCUUUCCGGAGACUUUUUGAGCGUGCACUUUCCCCUGAAUAGAGUCAGCAGGAGGGAACAGAGAGUAGUGCACUUCCACAGAGAGAGUCUGCUGCUCCUGUAGGAAAUGAGAGCUCGCCUGUCGCCUGAACUUUGCACCAGGAAGUGUUAGUGCAGUCUACAGAAGUCAGAUGUGAUUAACGCAAGCCUUCAUUCUGACUGCAUUAGAUUAGUAUUCUGUAAAUGAUGAUGGAUGUUCAGCAGUAUUUAAGGCGCAUCAGCUGCUCUGGGUUGUGUGCGCGCUCUCCGACGCUGGACACUUUGCGCGCGCUUCACCUCCAGCACUUGCUCGCGGUGCCUUUCGAAGACCUCGCCAUCCACACCGGAGAGCGCGUGCGCCUCGAGCUCCCGCUGCUCUACGACAAAAUCGUGUUAAAAAGACGCGGCGGGUUUUGCUACGAGAACAACGGGCUUUUCUCCUGGCUCUUGUCUCAGCUCGGGUUUGAAGUCGAGAUUCUGGCUGCUCAGGUGAAGAAUCGGUUCACCGGCGCUUACGGACCUCCGUUUGACCACCUGAUCAUGAUGGUGAGCCUGGACGGGGAAAGGUGGCUCUGUGAUGUGGGCUACGGGACCGGUUUCCAGCGCCCUCUUUCCCUCGAGACGGACAGUCCUCAAACCCAGAGUCAUGGCGUGUACCGGGUUCGAGCUGACGGAAAUCUGUUUUUUAUGGAAACGCAGUCAGAGAGUGAUGAGUGGGUGGAGAUGUACAAGUUCACGCUUCAGCCAUGUCAGAGAGAGGACUUUAAAGCCAUGUGUGAGUACCAUCAGAGCUCCAGCAGCUCCAUCUUCUUCUGCAAGUCCCUCUGCUCCCUCCUACUACCAAACGGAAGGAUUACUCUAAUGGGCCGCAAACUGAUUCUCACCCACCUGACCAGUGAGGAUGGACCACCAGUAAAGACCACCAGAACAGAUCUUACUGAUGACGAAAUCAUCGAGAUACUGAGGGAGAAGUUUGGAAUAGUGUUGACGUCUCCACUGAUUAUUAAAGAUGUUGACAUUGUGCCCCCACCAGUGAACUAUUAAAGUGAUGCACGAUAAGGCCAAAAGUAUGUGGACACCUGACCAUCACACCCAUACUGAAAGUCUCCAUCCUAAAACUAUGGGCAUUAACACGGAUUUAUUCCCCCUUUGCUGUUAUAAUAAGCUCCACUCUUCUGGGAAGCUUUCCACUAGAUGUUGGAGCGUGGCUGUGGGGAUUUGUGUUCAUUCAGCUACAAGAGCAUUAGUGAGAUCAGGCGCUGAUGUUGGUGAGGAGGUCUGGGGUUCAGUCGGUGUUCCAGUUCAUCCCAAAGGUGUUCAGUGGGGAUGAGGUCAGGGCUCUGUGCAGGACACUCGAGUUCUUCCACUCCAGCCUUGAUAAAAACCACGUGUUCAAGGAGCUCGCUUUGUGGAACAGAUGGAACAGCGGCUGCCUGCUGAUACACGAGCUCUCACAUGGAUCCUGACGUGUUCCAUGAGUUUCUGUUUCCUACAGACUGCUCGGCACCAGCAUCAGCAGAAACACGACGAGAACUCGGUUCUCUCCAUCUUUACUGCUGAGAUCUCUGACAGUCUCUCCUAUACAUCAAUGUUAUUAAAUAACCCCAGCUUUACCUGGACAUUCUCUCUGCUUAUUAAACACAGCCUGUGCUCACGUCAGUCAUUAUACCCAGACUUGUGAGAUAUGGGCAUUUAAUCUUCCAGAACAGGAAUUUAAAAAAAAAAAAGAA
Pangasianodon hypophthalmus (striped catfish) is the source of this 1871-nucleotide messenger RNA. Its product is annotated as arylamine N-acetyltransferase, pineal gland isozyme NAT-3-like. Lineage: Eukaryota; Metazoa; Chordata; Actinopteri; Siluriformes; Pangasiidae. The transcript is spliced from 2 exons. Bases 346 to 1185 code for a protein of 279 amino acids. The record is from RefSeq and is a predicted model, not a curated record. Gene Ontology annotation, molecular function: acetyltransferase activity.